CAUGUUGAUAUUGGACCCAGAAAAAAAAAAAGAAAAAGUUGAUAUUGGAUUUCUUUUCUCUGUAGUUCGAUCGGACCAUAUGAAGGUGAUCCCACCAUGGCAGCAACCAGCAGCGUCGUCUCGCCUUGGCUUCUAAGAAGAGCUCUUCAGGCAUUUGUGGCCCCCCAUCAUCCCUCUUCCUACAAGCCCCUUCUCUCUGUUCCUCUCCCUACUCUUGCUUCUUCAGCCGCAGGUCUAUGUCACUUGGCCCAAGCUAUCAAGGGCGACGUUGAUGGUUUACUUAGUUCAGUGAGAGAUGAGAGUUCCAUUGAAGCUGUGAAGCAUAUUGUUGAAUUGGGAAGACGGGCACAAUCUAGGAGAGAAGUACUUCAUACUGAUUUUCUCACGCCACCUAUUUUGAACGAAUCUACUAUAGUGUUGGAGAAGUUAGCCGACAUCAAAACAAUUGCUCAUGGCGGAUACCCACAGGCUGAGCGUUGUCGGCUUUCAGUUGGCCAUCUGCAAGAUUUGACUAAGGAUCCAGAUAUUGUUGCAGCAUUAAGUAUCACAGGAAACUUUGGGUUUCAACAGUGUUCUCAUGGCGACUUCCUUGGCGCAAUUCUUGGUACAGGGAUUGCUAGGGAGAAGCUGGGGGAUAUUAUUUUGCAGGGGAGAAAUGGAGCUCAUGUUCUUAUUGUUCCAGAACUUGUUGACUUUGUCACAUCUACAUUGGAUAAGGUUGGCAAUGUGCCAGUUACUUGUAGACAGAUACCUUUACUUGACCUUGAAUAUGAGCUGCCCAGAACCAAGACCUUCAAAACUGUGGAAGCAUCAUUGAGAGUUGAUGCUCUGGCUAGUGCAGGAUAUAAAAUUUCACGAACAAAACUAGUUGAUUUAAUCAGAAACGGGGAUGUUCGGGUUAAUUGGUCCACCAUAACUAAAAGCAAUACAACAAUCAAGACUGGAGACAUCAUCUCAGUGAGUGGAAAAGGAAGACUGAAGAUCGGCGAAAUAAACUCCACCAAGAAGGGAAAGUUUGCGGUAGAACUUAUCCAAUAUCUAUGAAGGCCCAACAGAUGUAAGGUCAUUUUUGUUUAGUCUCAAACCGUUAGGCGCUUACACAUUUUUUGUAUAAUUUUCCCUUAAUUUCUUUCAUUUUCCCUGGUUAACUAGCCGAAUUGGCCGGUUCAGUAUGGACUAGACCAAAGUUUUUGGCAGCAGAAAAUUUCUUGUAUGGUUAAUGUUAA
Molecule: messenger RNA, 1226 nt
Organism: Diospyros lotus (date-plum)
Lineage: Eukaryota; Viridiplantae; Streptophyta; Magnoliopsida; Ericales; Ebenaceae
Exons: 10
Coding region: 97-1044 (315 amino acids)
Molecular function (GO): RNA binding
Source: RefSeq, a predicted model, not a curated record